ACAUCUUGCAAAUUAUCUAUGGUGGGUGGAACUACGGUUGAUUGAUGGAAGGAAUAAAGUAAAUUGUUUCAUUGUUGGUUUUAAUUUAAUACAAAAAUAAAUUAGUUAAGUUAUUAUAAACAUAUAUACCUAAUAAGUGAGUUUAAUGGGAAACUUGCAUACUAGAAAUUCAGAACGCAGGAACCACAAGCAAUCAGUUUAUACAACCCGCGACGGCCCAGCUUUUACGAGUCAGUUCAGUUUGUCCCAUUUCGUCGGUAACCUCAGCGGACGCUCCUUCGUUAGCAUAACUAGCAACCAUUCGGUGUACAGCGCAUCUCGGCCUUGGUCUCGCGUUUCCAGACGAAGGUGGCAUGAAUCAACAUUAAAUAGUCCAUUAGAAGCAAGUAAAACUGCUUGGCCUGUUGCACAUAAGGAAUCAAUUUUUCUUCCAGAAUUCCCAAUAUCAACUGAUCUCCUACAAAAAGACUUUGAAAUAGUUGAAACAAUAGCUAAAGGUGCAUUUGGUGAAGUUUUUAAAGUGAAGAAAAUUGCUGAAGACAAAGAGUAUGCAUUAAAAGUGUUGAGCAAAUCGCAGUUAGUUCAUGAAAGGGCAGUUGAACAAGUUAAAGAAGAGACAAGGAUCCAAACAGUUGUCGGCCACCAUACCUUCAUAGCUGGAGCUAUUGCACACUGGCAGACUAAGAAAAGGUUAUAUAUUGUUUCAGAAUACAUUCCCGGCGGAGAGCUGCUAGCUUUACUAGAUAAGUGUGGAAAGUUACCGGAGGAUAUUGUUAAAGUUUUUGUUGCAGAAAUUGCCAUAGCUUUAGAUUUUUUACAUAAUGCGGGCAUAAUAUAUCGAGAUUUAAAGCCAGAGAACAUUUUAUUGGAUGAAGAUUAUAACAUUAAGUUGAUAGACUUUGGCUUGUCUAAGUGGUUGUCGGUCAGGUCGCGGACGACUACGCUCUGUGGCACACUUAAAUAUAUGGCUCCUGAGAUCCUGCAAAGGGAACCAUAUGGCCAUGCUGUGGAUUGGUGGUCGCUUGGCGUGCUGACUUGUAGAAUGCUGACAGGAGAAUUUUCAGUACCAGCAAUUGCUGAGAAGGAGGAAAAUGAUGAAACUACUGACUCUGUUGAGGCGGAAGGGAGGCUAUCAAAUGAACCUCUCGUACCAGGUGCUUUACCAAAAAGUGCUGAUCACAUAUCGAAAGCAGCGCGUGCGUUGCUUUUGCGACUACUGGAGCGGAAUCCUCGGUAUCGUUUAAAAUCCUUGAAGCAGCUGAAAGAAUCCGCCUUCUAUAUGGGAUUUCACUUUGAAGACGUGAAGUCGAAGAAGAUAUCUCCAAAAUGUUUGUUAGAGCAAUGCAAAGAAACCCAGUGCAAUUUCAUUAACAACCUAUCUACUAAUGUUAUCUUUGAAAACUUCGAACAGAAACUGAGUGUAGUAUGAUUUUCUACAUACCUAUGAAAUAAAGCAGUGAUUUUAGGUCAAAUUUUGUUAAUAAACGUUAUAGAAAUAAAUUAUUAAUUAACUAACGGAUAUAAUUUAUUAUUUCUUCUCUUUAUUUACCUAAUAUAAUGUAUACGUACAUACGGAAUUAUAGAAGGCACAAAUGUUCGAAGAUUCUGAAAUCUAAGUUUAUUGAAUGGAUACAAAUAAAAUACUUAAAACAA
This is a messenger RNA of Colias croceus (clouded yellow), 1653 nucleotides long. RefSeq names its product serine/threonine-protein kinase S6KL (gene S6KL). The transcript is spliced from 10 exons. Gene Ontology annotation, biological process: protein phosphorylation. Lineage: Eukaryota; Metazoa; Arthropoda; Insecta; Lepidoptera; Pieridae. The record is from RefSeq and is a predicted model, not a curated record. The coding region runs from base 146 to 1429 and encodes 427 amino acids. Gene Ontology annotation, molecular function: ATP binding; protein serine/threonine kinase activity.